AGAAUCAUGAACCAUCUGGGUUUUCAUCUUUUGGUUCUGUAUCUGAUAUUCUUCAGAUUUUCCUGUGAAGCACAGGUUUCAAAUAGUGCUCCUUCACAAGAUGCUGUGUCAAAUUUCCGACCAAGUCUUGCUGUUGUCAUUGGGAUUCUCAGUUUCAUGUUUGUUCUAACAUUCUCUCUCCUCAUGUAUGCCAAGUGCUGUACCAGAGGAGCUUCAUCAGUUCAUGGCAACCCAGAAAGUCAACCUUGGCUUAUCAGAACAAGGUCAACAAGAUUCUCAGGAAUCGACAAGACUGUCAUAGAAUCACUUCCCUUCUUCAGAUUCUCCUCCUUAAAAGGAUCAAAAGAAGGCCUUGAAUGUGCUGUUUGCUUGUCCAAGUUUGAAGAUGUUGAGAUUCUCAGGCUGCUUCCAAAGUGUAAACAUGCUUUUCACAUUAAUUGUAUUGAUAAUUGGCUUGAGAAUCAUUCUAGUUGUCCUCUUUGUAGACACAGGGUUGAUCCUGAAGAUCAAACCAUUUUCACAUAUUCUAACAGCUUGAGACUGCUCAUCAAUGGCGGCCCAGCAGAAUUGGGAGAAGAAUCCAAUGUAGGGCUUUUUGUUCAGAGAGAAGAAGAAGAAGAACAAAAUGGGUCAUCAUCAAGAAUCAAUUUUGGAAGCAGCUUUAGGAGAAUCCUGAAGGGUUCUUCAAAAGAAGAAGAAUUACCUAUUCAAAAGCCAGCUCAUGAUGAUGAUGAUCACAGAAAGGUCUAUCACAAACUCAAACACAGGAUUACUGUAUCAGAUUUUGUUUUGAAGAAUCGAUGGAGCAACGUGAGUUCCUCAGACCUCAUGUUCUUGAACUCAGAGAUGAUUGGUUCUACUUCAAGUGUAAGAUUCAACAGUUCUGAAUCUCAAGGAGAAUCAGGAAAUGAGCAGCCUAUGAAUCUCAAGGAGGAGAUGGAGAGGAAGGUUUCAUUUGAAAACAAAGUGAGGAAUGGACUAAAGAACAACAACAAUCUAAAUUCUGGUUCAGAUUCUGCAGGAAAAUUGAGUGCAACAUCAAAGUAUAUGAAUCCAGAUGAGAAAAGAUCAGUAUCAGAUAUAACUGCCGUCUCUAGAUUUGAAGCUUUGGGCAUGAAAAAUGGGACCCUUAAUAAAGGUUCUUAUUCAUCUUUGGUUGAUCAGAACAAUGUGAAAGAGGAACGAGUGAGACAGAUUUGGCUGCCAAUUGCCAAAAGAACAGUUCAAUGGUUUGUGAACAGGGAAAAAAGGUUUCAACAAUCUCUGAAUGUAUAGUUCAAUCUGAUUCCUUCACCAUCUUCAUAAGGUAAUUCCUGUUUUUGAUUAGAAGUUUCAUGUAAAUUGCUAGUUUGUUCUAGAAGAGUAUGUAGUUGAAUUCAAGCGCACAGAAAUGAGCACCUUUCUUGUUUUUAUUUCUGCAAUAAGAGGGCUUGUUAAUCUUUUACUUCAAGAUGAGCAAGAUUGCUUAGAACUAUGUUCUAAGAAAU
Molecule: messenger RNA, 1487 nt
Organism: Neltuma alba
Lineage: Eukaryota; Viridiplantae; Streptophyta; Magnoliopsida; Fabales; Fabaceae
Product: E3 ubiquitin-protein ligase ATL42
Exons: 1
Coding region: 7-1275 (422 amino acids)
Source: RefSeq, a predicted model, not a curated record